AUGGCGCCGACACCAAGGUCUCGAUAUAAUACGAAACGGGCAACGGCCUGCGAUUCGUGUCGCAAGAAGAAGAUCAAAUGUGACGCCGAGUAUCCGCAGUGCAACUACUGCCUGCACAAUAAUUUCGCGUGCACCUAUACUCGGCUGGACUCGGGAUCGAAGAAAAGAAAGACGAGCGACCAAGAACUCCAUGGCGAGCAGCCUGCCACCCAGAAAAAUCUGUCUUCUACUAAAAUCUCAAUGGUCAAUCUGGGCUUGAUGUAUCUCAACGGCAUGCGUCAUACCCCGGAUGAAGGGCGAGCGUGGAUUGAAUCCCGCACGGGUGAGACCGUUAACAUGGAUAAACUAAACACAAUGGAGCUGCCGUGGACUAAAGCUGGCCCUGUCAGGCCAUCUUCAACGAUCCCGAAGCUCCCCGCUCGCCCUAUUAUUGAGCAGUAUGUUGAUAUUUAUUGUUCGUCAUACCAAAGUCUUGUGUUUCCAGUGAUUAGCAAAUCGCUGUUUGCUGAAACACUGGAUCUUGCCUACGGACCGCAGGGCCAAGAUGCAGAUAGUGCCAAGUCUUGCAUUUAUGCCUUCCUGUCGGUGGUGAUUAUAUUUGGAUUCGAGACUAAUCUGGGCGAUGUGCUUGAUUGUGAGACGUAUGCCGCAGCCGCUCAGAGUUUCACAGUACAAAUCAUCAACGAGAUGACUAUAAAUGGUCUUCAGGCUCUGAUCAUGCUUACGCAGCACCAGUACUUUCUGGGCGAUUUGCAAAGCGCCGCAGUCUCCGUGUCAAUCGCCAGUCGGCUAUUAUUCAAGCUUGGCGCACAUACCGUGUCUACUCCCGCCGUCUACAACAAGAGCCAACCAGAGUGCCACCUACGCGAUCUUUUCUGGCUCUGCUACUCUUUCGACCAAGAUAUUUGCCUCCGGAACGGACAGCCGCCAUCUAUCUCGGGAGUGUUCUGUAACCUGGACCUUCCACCAAACUACAAAGAGCUUCAGGAUUCUAAUAUGCAGCAAGACCAAAUCCUGUCCAUUGGUGACGAUACGCUUCCCCUGUAUCCCUGGGACCUUCGCCUCUCUCAAUUAAAGUCCGAUAUAUAUGUGGCUCUCUAUUCAACAGCCGCGUGCCAGAAGCCCAACUCAGAGAUCUUGGAAAACAUCCGUAAUCUGGACCAUGCCUUGGAACAGUGGCGAACAAGCCUGCAUCCUGAUAUUCGACCGCCGUUGCAAUUCUCUCCGGGGAUGCCCACGAAUACACACCUCAAUACCCAGGCCGUGUUGCUACGAUUAGCUUAUUAUCACUGCGUCACAAUUAUCCACCAGGCUAGCGAGCGGCAUCAUGACGGGCCUGGGAUAUGCUCAAGUAUAAGCCUAGCUAUUAGUGCCAGUCGAUCCACCCUUUCAUUCCUUCAAACCGCAUUACCCGUCGUCGAAGGCGAAUGCUUCUGGGUUGUCAUCUUCUACGUCAUCACCGCCAUCUUGACGCUCUUCCGUAACAUCCUGAAGAAUCCAUUGGACCCUGCGAUGGCGGACCUUGUGGACGUGCUGCAAGAUGUUCCCAGUUUGAUCGGCAGGAUUCCCAUUCGGACGCUUACAUUCGGCCCAAUGAUUCAUCUAAGGUUUUUGGAUAAUUUUACUGGGGAGCUUGCGAGGCUGGGGAAUAGCGCAAUCCUGAAGGCCGAGCGUGAGGUGGCUGCUUUGGCGGAUGGUCAUGAUACUGUACAUACGUGA
Aspergillus melleus is the source of this 1719-nucleotide messenger RNA. RefSeq names its product Zn(II)2Cys6 transcription factor. Gene Ontology annotation, biological process: regulation of DNA-templated transcription; DNA-templated transcription. The transcript is spliced from 6 exons. The record is from RefSeq and is a predicted model, not a curated record. Gene Ontology annotation, molecular function: DNA binding; zinc ion binding; DNA-binding transcription factor activity, RNA polymerase II-specific. NCBI's taxonomy places the organism in Eukaryota, Fungi, Ascomycota, Eurotiomycetes, Eurotiales, Aspergillaceae. Bases 1 to 1719 code for a protein of 572 amino acids.